CUGUUUCCUUUCCUUUUUGCAUUCCCACCCACCCAUCCCCUCAAAAUUCGCAGCGUGUCUCUUCCUCCAUCGCAGCGUGUCUCGUGCUCCCCCCAGGCUCCUCUUCCUCGCUUUCCCUCCACCCCGGGCGCAAACCCUAACCCUACCGUCGCUCGCCCCGCGGCGUCUGCCAAUGGCGCGCCCCGUGUGAGUGUGCGCGAGAGAGGGGUAGACCUUGAGGCCGCUACCCGGGGAGGAGAGCGAGAGAUGUAUAAACAGGGGGGAGCGGGGGGAGGGGCUGGGCUGGACCGGAAGCGGAUCAACGACGCGCUGGAUAAGCAUCUCGAGAAGGCGGUCGCGUCGCCGUCCACGUCGAGGGGGUCGGCGGGCGGCGGGCGCGACCACCACCGCCUCGUCGUGCCGUCCUCCGUGUCGUCCAUCCCCAAGGGCCGCUGCUCCGAAGGGGAGUCUGAUUCUGAUAGUGAAGCAUCGGAUGUUAGCGGCUCUGAUGGAGAAGACACCUCAUGGAUUUCAUGGUAUUGCAACUUAAGAGGGAAUGAGUUCUUCUGUGAAGUCGACGAUGAUUAUAUUCAAGACGACUUCAACCUUUGUGGUCUCAGCAGCCAAGUUCCUUAUUAUGAUUAUGCUCUCGAUCUCAUUUUAGAUAUCGAGUCAUCUCAUGGUGAUAUGUUCACUGAGGAACAAAAUGAGCUCGUAGAAUCAGCUGCAGAGAUGCUUUAUGGUCUGAUACAUGCACGAUACAUUCUGACCAGUAAAGGACUGGCUGCAAUGCUGGAGAAGUAUAAGAACUAUGACUUUGGGCGGUGCCCGCGUGUUUACUGCUGUGGUCAACCAUGCCUGCCAGUUGGACAAUCAGACAUCCAUCGAUCUAGUACCGUGAAGAUAUACUGCCCCAAGUGUGAAGACAUCUACUACCCACGGUCCAAGUACCAAGACAUCGACGGCGCAUACUUUGGGACAACGUUCCCUCAUCUGUUCCUGAUGACAUACGAGCACCUCAAGCCACAGAAGCUCUCGCAGCGCUAUGUUCCUCGUGUCUUUGGCUUCAAGCUCCACAAGCCAUGAACCUCAUGUAUUUGUCUUUUAAACUCCUCAAGACGUGGCACUGGGGGCAUGCGGGAGUUUUGCAAUCCUUGAAGACUUGCAUAUAAGAGCGCCAUUGGCAGGUCAGUGGAUUGGUAAAAUUCUAUCAUGCUGCAGCGUGCUUGUACCUUAGCUGGCUGGCACCUAUCCAACAUUUGAAUGUAGCUCUAAGGAUAUCAAUGUUGUAACCUAACUGCUAUUGUUCUUUGAUUAGUAAACCAGGAGCCCCCCCUACAAUGUAGAAUAUGGCAAUUAUUUAUGGCUUUGCAGAAAAUAACAACCCUUCAUCUGCUUGGUUCUCGUAAGAUGGCCCUUUAAUUUUGUAGUUUGCGAACUUCUAUUUUGAAAUGUGAUUUGCGAAGGGUGCGUCA
Zea mays is the source of this 1454-nucleotide messenger RNA. Its product is annotated as casein kinase II subunit beta-4. Gene Ontology annotation, cellular component: cytoplasm; protein kinase CK2 complex. The record is from RefSeq and is a predicted model, not a curated record. Lineage: Eukaryota; Viridiplantae; Streptophyta; Magnoliopsida; Poales; Poaceae. The coding region runs from base 247 to 1065 and encodes 272 amino acids. Gene Ontology annotation, molecular function: protein kinase regulator activity. The transcript has 5 exons.